Messenger RNA from Pezoporus occidentalis (night parrot), 509 nucleotides. Its product is annotated as cytochrome b-c1 complex subunit 10. The record is from RefSeq and is a predicted model, not a curated record. The coding region runs from base 60 to 230 and encodes 56 amino acids. Gene Ontology annotation, biological process: mitochondrial electron transport, ubiquinol to cytochrome c. NCBI's taxonomy places the organism in Eukaryota, Metazoa, Chordata, Aves, Psittaciformes, Psittacidae. Gene Ontology annotation, cellular component: mitochondrial inner membrane. The transcript has 3 exons.
GGCCCCCGCGGCUUGCUCAUGCGCAGUGGGGGUGACUUUGAGGCCGUGGUGUCGGCGCUAUGCUGGCCAAGGUGCUCGGGCCGCGCUACGCCCAGCUCCUGCAGACCUGGACUCCCACCCUCGUGACGUGGGGUAGUGUGGCUGGUAUCGGUGUAAUAUGGGGCACAGACUGGAAGCUGGUCCUUCAAUAUGUUCCCUACAUCGGUGGCAAGUAUAAAACUGAAGACUAAGCUUCCCUCUAAUGGAAAUGGAUUGCUGGAUAGUGUUUUGGAGCCGUCCAUCCGCUGAGACCCUGCUUCGAGGUGAACUCGAAAUGCCCAGUAAGGAUUCUGCAACAGGUCCUGGUGUCCUCCUCUCCCAUGAGCAGCUCUGACCACUUGGUUGGGAACACGUCUAACUCCACUGGCCAGCCUGCCUCGUGUUCUUCCACUCAUCACUGUCACAGCAACUCGUGUUGUCAUGGGAGGAGUUCAUAAACCUGAUGGACAAAAUAAACCGAGUGACUUACA